AUGAUGCUCCUCUCCUUCUGCAUUUUCACUCUCUCUUUAAACGUGGUCUUCUCUAUGGUCAUUCCUUGCCGCCCCCCGAAGAACUCCUCGGAUAUCACGCCCUUUCAACUCACCCUUAUCGCGCCUUCGACGCGCGCGUGCAACAUCUCCGCCCCAUUCACUGACGAGUGCCGGACGGCCGAACAAGCCGCGCCGUUCAUCAACAAGGCCUUCACCGACUACGCGAUUGCCUCCGUCGGCGAGAAAGCGGCCAUCCUGAGCUUGAUGCUUUUCGAAACUGGGGAGUUCAAGUUCGAUAGGAACCACUUCCCUGCGCCAGGACGCCCUGGUCAAGGAACGCGGAACCUCAUGACCUUCCCGUUCGUCCACCAAUACGCUCUCGACACCCCUUCUACGCACUCCCGCGCCCUUGCCCUCGCAGGGACCAACGCCACCGACCCUAGCAUCACGAACGACACUAUGAACGCUGUGCGCGACCUGGUGCUGGGCGACGAGCUCGGCUUCGCGAGUGCGAUGUGGUGUGGUUCUACACGGCCAACGCGUCAGGGAUGGGAGAACUAUAUCACUGGGUGUGCUUUCACCGGCGUGACGGGAGAUCGCACAGCGGUUUGGGAGAAGACUGUGUCUGUGCUGUCUUUAUCUUUAUAG
Molecule: messenger RNA, 648 nt
Organism: Pleurotus ostreatus (oyster mushroom)
Lineage: Eukaryota; Fungi; Basidiomycota; Agaricomycetes; Agaricales; Pleurotaceae
Exons: 3
Coding region: 1-648 (215 amino acids)
Source: RefSeq, a predicted model, not a curated record